CGGCCCCAUGGUUCAAGCAAGAAAUUUUGCAGUAAUGACAGGAGUGAAUGCGGGUAUCAGCUGUGCGAUGCGGCAUGCCAGAAAAGGAAAGGAGGAUGUAAAGAACAGAUAGGCCAACAGUUCACCCAACCUCCUGCCGAUGACAAGUUGUACUUAAAUACGAAGAUGAUGCUGGCCCAUCUCGGCCUACAGAAGUACGAAAAGAACUUCAGAAAGGGCUUGCUGACAGAUGCAACCUUGCCUCUUCUAAAUGACAGUGCACUUAGAGAUGUGAGGAUCCCUCCAGGACCAAGGCUCCUAAUCCUCGAUCAAGUCAGAGACAAGAAAGCACUGAAAGAUGGGGAUAUGGCGAGGAGAGGGGGAUACGGAGAGGAGGAGGAGGAUGUGGACGAGGAGGACGACAAGGAUAGCGAGGACGACGAGGAGUCGUCGAGAUGGGGGGAGGAGAAGAGAUGGACGGAGGGAAAAGAGGAAGGGCAGGAGGAGGAGGAGACAUGGACGGGGAGGAAAGGGAGGACACGAGGAAAGGGAGGACACGAGGAAGGGAAGGAGACGAGGAGGCAUGGAAGAUGAGGAGGUAUGAGGAGGAGGAGACAAGGAGGAUGAGGAAGGGCAGGAGGAGAUGAAAAGAAGAAGGGAGGAGGAGACAUGGAGGASGAGGAAGGGGAGGAGGAGCAAGGUGAGACAGUACUCCUGUUUUUUUUUUUUUCAUCUCACUUAUCAUUUUGGCGGGGGGCCUCAAAUGCACCAUUUCGACCCCGCUUUUUUUUUUUUUGCUGAGGGGGGUGACGGUUCCCCACACACGUCGUGCGCCGCACAAGAUCGGUUGGGCGUGUGCGCCGCAAGUAGGGAACCGCCCGCAUGACAUGCGCUUGCAAGU
Molecule: messenger RNA, 880 nt
Organism: Chara braunii
Lineage: Eukaryota; Viridiplantae; Streptophyta; Charophyceae; Charales; Characeae
Source: the annotation of a GenBank genome assembly